AUGUCCCCAUUGGAGUCUCUCCCUAGGGAGCUCUGGGAUAUGAUUUUAGAUCAUGUCAUUCUAUCGGCCUCAAUAGAACUCAACGGUCUCGGUGGAGAACUCAUCAACCUCCACGGAAUCGCCGGUCUCACUUCAGCAUCGAAAACCCUCCAACAUGCCGUAUGGAGCUACUUUGCCCGGAAACCCUUCAAGCCACUGAUCCCUGGCGUGAAGUCCUUCGCCCAUUAUCUAGCCGACCGUGCCUUUGGGGAUAGUGUUCUCCCCUUCUCCAUUGCGAUUGGGACUCUGUUGAAGCCCUCGUCUCCAGCAGAUCAUCCCACACUCCCUAACCACAUUGCCACCGAGCUGAUCGAGACCAUGAUGAAAGCGCUCCUGUUCUCUCGGGCACGGAAAGCUGAGACGCAGAAUCCUUGUUCCACGCCGCCAACUGGUCCAUGGGAUUACUCGCUGGAGCCCAUGUCUCGCAAAGUCGUGGAGUACUCCCCGGCCUGGGUGGAGCUGGUCCUGGUGGUCAAAUGUCAGAUGGUGGCUUUUUACUUGGAUCCUGCAUGGUUUGACACCUUGACGUGGCGGGAAAUCCACCGGGAGAUGAUUCGUCAAAAGAUGCAGAAGAUGAUCGCGGCUAUCACAUACAAGGAGACGCUUAUGCAGUCUCAGAGAUUACAAAGAAGACUUGCUCCCAAGGGAGAUUAUGUUGAUGGGAAACGGGUGGUGGUUCAUCACGGGCGUUGGGUGAGCAAGUAG
This is a messenger RNA of Penicillium longicatenatum, 744 nucleotides long. RefSeq lists its product as uncharacterized. The coding region runs from base 1 to 744 and encodes 247 amino acids. The record is from RefSeq and is a predicted model, not a curated record. The transcript has a single exon. NCBI's taxonomy places the organism in Eukaryota, Fungi, Ascomycota, Eurotiomycetes, Eurotiales, Aspergillaceae.